AAUUCAUGAAAAAAGUGUCCCUAGAUACGGCGCAUGCCAGAGUAAACAGUAGUGCUCUGUGUGUGGUGCAAGAAGUAUUGACGCAUUGAAAUAUGGUGUCAGGUGAAGCCUGCCUGUAGGGUGACUGUAGUGUGUGUCGUUGUGGGUGUGUGCUAGCCAGCCCGAGAUAUUCACUUAAUUCUUACGCUGUGUACAUAAUAACAACGCAGCUAUUGAUCACAGGAAUCAGUGAGCUCCAUCUAUCAGUGCAAUUAGGUCUUCAACAGUAAAUCACACAUGGCUGGCAGGAAGACAAUCAGACCGCCUUCAGCUUCAUGAGGCUGUAAUAUUCACACUGAGCUACAUCCAUGUAUAUAGCUAGGCGAGCUGCAAUAGUUGUCAAUAUAUUGGGGUGCUGCAGCCUUUCUGUAUGGCUGUGGUCGUGGCUGGGGUAUUGGAGUUUUCUGCCGUACUCAAGAAUAUCUAUUUGCCAGUGCUAACCUUAAUGGGGUGAUUCAGGGAAUGUGAAGAUGCCUGGACCCUUAGCUGAGAACAAAUGGCAAACAUUAUCGUGGACAUUUGGGAGUUGUUGCCAUCCUGGUAGUAAUGGCCUCUGCACAGAGAAUGCCUGUUCAAAUAUGUCAGAACAACGAUGUUACCUAUCCUGGCCUUGGUGAUUUGGGAGACAUCGGGGAGGUCGUCCAUAAUGGUACCUCCUGGCCUGAUGGUGAAUAUCGAUCUGCACCUUGCCUCACACGCUUCACUGUCCGUCAAAACUGCGGAGUCAACCUAACCCUCAAGCAGAACAACCUCCGUGGAUGCCACUCAUCUUACAUGACUGAGAUCAUUGCUGCAAAGUCCAAAGAAAUGUGAUUCAAGGUGCACAUACCUGUUUGCUUUAUGAUCCUAAUUAUCAUAACACCACAAUCAAGUACUUCUUUGGUGGUGAUACCUGGGGCUACAUGGCAGCGUCAAAGCGUACAGUGGUAGGCUAUUGUAUGAGUGUCUAUGAUCAAUCCGUAGAGAAGGUGAACUUCCGAAUGACUUAUCAUGUGAAAGUGAAGGAAAUGACCUUUGUGGGGUCAUCCCAGGACACUGCAUCUCCAGGAACGAUAAGGUCUGUGAACUUCCCAGAAGGUUAUGUGACCGACGAUGACACAUACACAUACAUGAUUCAGAGCCGUAACCAAGACGACUACAUCCGAUUGACCUUUGAUGACUGGGAUCUGGACCCACUCAGUAUUAUAGAGUUUGAACGAGCCAACAUAGAACGUGUUCACGGCACCGAUGAUCGCCCCAUUGUCACCUCUACACGAAACUGGAUUCGUUUUAAAUUUUCAACUGGAAACAAAUAUGGAUCACUAAUGAUUCGCUCAAUGGGGUUCAAGGUCACUUACAGCUUCACAUCAAAUCGUGUGGAGGAUGAGCCAUCCACAAAUUGUGGAGGCUAUAAGCUAGACAGUAGUGGUGGUGUGCUGCAGUUUUUGGGCCCUGACGUCACUUACCGCCCUGUUCCAUACGACUGUGUGUGGGUGAUCAAACGCCAGCCAGAGUUUGAAAAGCUCUACCUGAAGCUACUGGACUCCACGGUGUACAGAGGAUCAGAAUGGGCAGUUCCUAAUAAGUUUCAGUUGCAUGAUGGGUUGUCAUCAGAUGCAAAAUUUGUGCGAAGUUUUCCGCCGGAAAACACUGAUGUUGCUAAAACCGGUUUCAAGUCCGAGGUUGGAUUUUACGUUCGCCUAACUGGCAGUUUUUUCCAGGACGAUAAAUUCAGAAUGGCGUAUGCUUCAUAUGAUUCUCUACCCGCGGGUGUUGACCAGUGUACCUAUGGGAUGUUUACCUGUGGUAAUAAGCGGUGUAUUGACCGGUCACUGUCCUGUGACGGGGCUGACCACUGCGGGGACAACUCAGAUGAAUCUUCAUGUCCAUCCUCACCUGACUGGGGCUCUCAAAGCGGCAGCCCAUUCUCCCUUAGUAUCAGCAUCAUCAUCCCUAUUGUGGUCGCCAUGAUUCUUGUCAUCGUCAUCUGUCUUUUCGUCGUCUUUCUGCGCCGUUGUCAGCAGUUACAGCGUCGCCAGCCAACUCGCAAUUCCCAGGUGCCCUCUGUCAGUGGCCGCAUGGCCAGGGGAAGACGAACACGGCGAAGUCAGAUUCGGGUUACAAUACAACAAGAAUAUGAGGAUGCUCCCCCUACCUACGAGGAAGCCAUUGGUACACCCUCAAACCUGGGAUACUACAACAUGGCAUUCAUGUGGUCACAGCCAGACAUUGUAACAGGGUUGAUGUCCCCACCUCCAUAUACGGAUGUAAUAGGGGCGACUAAUGAGGAAAAUGGAGAUUCUCCAAGUUACCCGAUUGAGAAUGACCCCAACAGGCAGCUGACUGCUCGAGACUCUCGUAGUGGCCGUGAGAGACGAGACACACACGGAGACACAGAUAGACCGACUGGGGGACAGAGACCUCCUGGUCAACAGCCCGGUGACCUUCACAUCGUCCUGCGUAGAAACAGCAAUACACCCUCUAGUGGCACAAAUAGUCUGGAGCACAACCAUUCCCUGGGGCGUCAGCCUCUCAGAGCCCCCGUCGAGGCAGUGUACGGAAGCACACUGCAACAGCGGAACAAACCUAAAGACACGGCCUCGCCUCAGAUCAGUGUGACUAAUGAUGGGCACAAGGACACACCCCAUCAAAGUAGCAUGUCAGUCCAGACCUCUGUGGAUGUGACGGAGGUCGGAGCAGCUGUAGAGCAUGUAGGUGAACAGUCAUGCAGAUCCACGUCUGCGGAGGCUGCUAAUUCGCCUCGUGCCCCGCCUGUGUCACAACCUCACACCACCGGCAGACACAGGGGGACCCAAGGCUCACAGGAAACAUGGUCGACACAGAAAUUCAGGGUCUCUCCCACAUCAGGAGGAGUCUAACCAUGUGAGGAGGUCAAACCCCAGGCCUUCCCAUCAUGCAGCAGCCAUUUUAUACCCUGAACCCGAGGCCACAGUGACACUAAGGCAGACCCCUGCGGCCUCAAUGGUGCCUCGCUUGUUAAGGCAAAGCUAUAGCCAGGCUGACAUUCCCACGUCCCGUGGAGUGGUCUGGACCUCCUGAUCCGAGGAGAGCAUCGUCUGCUGGCAGGCUGGUACCGGAUGAAGGGAGAAGUCCAGGUGGGCUACAGAGGGGGAAGGAGAGACAAGAAAGGUUCCAGCUAAGUCCUGUUCCUCAGGAAGACAGUGAACGCAAAGUCUGGUCCCAUCACAGAAUUCAGCAGCUGGUGCCGCAAAUUCUAUCUUAGCUAGGGAAGUUUCCGAGGCAACGGCUGAGGAUGUUGCUCAGGGAAGGAUACGUGCCUAGAACCACCAGUAGGGAAUGUUUUGAAAAUGGGGUUAGGGAAAAUAUUGAGGACAGAGAGGAGGAGGAAGAGUAUAGAAAGAGGCUCAGUCAGUCAUCACAACACCUCAGAUUGCUGCUCAGACGAAGUGCCAGUGAGGAGGAAGACAUGUAUGUGUAAUGAGGGUGAGGUGAAGAUCAGUGGCAGUGAGCUUAGCAGUCAGUUUCAUGACAGGAGCGCAUGGUGACAGUGAGGAAGUAGGAAGACAUAGCAGCGAGCAUCAGAACAGAAGCACAUGGUCUCAUUGAGGAUGUAUGAGGAUAAAAAAAUGAAUGUUAGUGGGGAAGCAGGAGGACAUAGCAGUGAGUGUCAGGAGCAGGGCACCAUGGUGUCAAUGAGGAUGUAUGGGGACAUGUAUUUUGUGAUGAGUGACUUUUGAACUUGUGCGCUAGUAUGAGUGGAAUGAGAAAUAACUGUUACUGACUACAGGUAUACUGUCGACUGAUGAUAAGGAGUGUUUGUAUUUGACUUGGACAAUCACAACCAGACCACCAGGGAAGAAUGAAGACAUAUAAAAUCAUAUGUGAGCCUGGACCACAGUAUUAUAACAUCUCAAUCUGGUGUCAGAAGUGGGAUGACAGUCAAUGCUUAAUGCCAGACAUUCAUUCAUCUAUACAUGGGAAAUUCUGUGUAGUAUGCACUGGUACAACUUCUGCAUUUAAAACUGAUUUUUGUUGUUACUCUGACGGUUACUUUUGGGAUGUGCUAUGACAUUUCACAGUUCUUUAUUGUUGUGUAUGUUAGCUUCAUUUUAAUUGGUCACUGAAUUUUAUAUGUACCAUUGAAAAAUUCAUUGUCAAAUUACAACCUUUUCGCUGUAUGAACUAUUGCUUGAAUUCAGUCGGUGGUGUGCAAUGAAGACAAGAAUGAAAAAAAAAUUUAUACAACAUGUGUUUCUGCUUAGUCGUUUUUUUACAAUAUAUGAUUAUGCAAGUCAAGAAUGGAUAAUAUACUUACACGGGAAAAGAGGGGAUUAGUCUGCACUAUCUACUACUUUAGAAUUAAACCAGAAUUCUGAAGGUAUUUUUGAUACAUAUUGCUUUUAUGCUGAUGGAUGUAUAAUGAUUGCCAAGCAGCUCACUAAAAGGGUCAUUUUGAAUGCCUUUAUACUAAAUGGUCACCAAGACCUAUGAAACGUGAAACCAUUAUUUUGGCUUCAUCUGUAAUCGUGCUCAUUUUAUAGUACGUUGUUGUUGUUAUUUUGUGGAAGUUGACAGCUUGAGACUGUCUUUUUAGACUGGAUUUUCAGUCUUGUAUGUAUAUAAAUGUAAAGAUGUAUAUAUUCAGAUUGAUGAAUGAUUAAAUUAUAAUACUUUUUAUACAUAUAUGAAUGGCUAUUAAUGAGAUUUGUACUGCUGGUUUUGGUGAUGAUGAUGAUGAUAUAGUACAUGUAUAUCUUGUUUGGAUGAAGAUGACCCUCUCAGCCCUAUGAAGAGACCUGGUGAACAACCGCGUAAUGUGCUACAGUUAUCAGAUAAUUAGUUUACAGGAAAAGAAGUCAACCAAAUCUGAAUAUUUAUUUCCCACAUUCUUAUGUUUUGUUUGGCUUGAAAUGAUUCCAGUGGUUUGCAAUAUGAUCAGAAUCACUCAAAAAAAAAAAAAUAAUAAUAAAUGAAUGAAAU
This is a messenger RNA of Liolophura sinensis, 4980 nucleotides long. RefSeq lists its product as uncharacterized. The coding region runs from base 942 to 2897 and encodes 651 amino acids. NCBI's taxonomy places the organism in Eukaryota, Metazoa, Mollusca, Polyplacophora, Chitonida, Chitonidae. The record is from RefSeq and is a predicted model, not a curated record. The transcript has 14 exons. Gene Ontology annotation, molecular function: protein binding.